AGUUGCAAUUGGAGCAGGUUACUGUUGAGAGGCCUAUUUCAAAAAUAAAGGACCUAAGAGAGCAUUUCAUUUCCGCGCCCACAACAAAUAAAAAAAGCACUCUUUCCCCAUCGUCACUCGUUCACAACCUUUUUAAUUUUUAAUUUUUGAAAAAGAGAAAGUUCCCAAGUGUAGGAAAAGCCUGCACAGUGGGAGUUGAGUUGCACCCACAAUGGAGGAAGAAGAAGACCAACAGAAGCUUCCAGAUCUGGUGAAAGAACUAGUUCACCGCUUACUCUCUCAGAACCUACCCCCAAAUUCCCCACCUCCAAACCCUAACUCCCCCGAAUUCCAAAACUCCCUCCGCUACGCCCUCCGCAUCCUCUCCAGCCGCCUCACCCCCUCCGUCGCCCCCGACGCCGCCGCCAUCGCCGACUCCAUCAAGCGCCGCCUCGCUACCCAAGGCCGCUCCGCCGAAGCUCUCUCCUUCGCCGACCUAUACACCAAAUUCGCCUCCAAAGCCAAAAGCGUUAACAACAAAUGGGCCGUUAUCUACCUCCUCAAAAUCAUUUCCCAGGAUCGCCACAACACCACCACCACCACCAACCACCACUUCCAUUCCCCUCUUCUCUUGCCCAAUCUCGCUUUCUCCGACACCGCCAAGGGCUGGAACAACGGUGUUUUAUUGGUUUCCAAGGAUCCCGAGAAUCGCCGCGACAUUGCGUUUCGCGAGUUCGUUAAUUUGGUUAAGGAGGAGAAUGAGGUCUCCGAGGAGGUUUUGGUUAGGGAUGUGCUCUAUGCUUGUCAAGGAGUUGACGGCAGGUAUGUGAAAUUUGAGAGCGGGAAUAGUUGUUAUGCGUUGUUGGAUUCGAUUAGGGUUCCUAGAGCUACUAGGAGUAUGGUUCAUAAGCUUUGUGAAUUGGGGUCUUUAUUUAAGAAGGUUACUGGGUACAUAUGGCAGAGUAUGGAUAGGUUUCCUGCGGAAGAUGUGGGGACUGUGGGGCAAGCUUUUUGUUCUGCUUUGCAGGAUGAGCUUAGUGAGUAUUACAAGUUGUUGGCAGUGCUUGAGGCUCAGUCUUCGAACCCGAUUCCUUUGGUUUCGGAAUCCGCGAGUUCUGGGAAUUAUCUUUCCUUGAGGAGAUUAGCUGUCUGGCUUGCGGAGCCGAUGGUGAAGAUGAGGUUGAUGGCUGAUUUGGUUGAUAAGUGCAGGGUGUUGCAUGGCGGGGCAAUGGCUGGUGCGAUUCAUUUGCAUGCUCAACAUGGGGAUCCGCUGGUUCAUGAGUUCAUGAGGAGGUUGUUGCAGCGUGUGUGUUCUUCGCUGUUUGAAAUGGUCAGGAGGUGGGUAUUGGAAGGGGAGUUGGAGGAUAUCUUUAAUGAGUUUUUCAUUGUCGGUCAGCCUGUGAAAGCUGAGUCUCUUUGGAGAGAAGGGUAUAGGCUGCAUGAUGCCAUGCUUCCUUUGUUCAUUUCGCCUUCUCUUGCGCAGAGGAUCUUGAGGACUGGCAAGUCCAUUAAUUUUCUGCGUGUGUGUUGCGAGGACCGCGGUUGGGCUGAUGCUGCAACUGAGGCUGCAACUGAUACUGGGGCAGCUGCGAGAAGAGGUGGUUUUGGAUAUGGUGAAACUGAUACCCUUGAGUCCCUGGUGGAUGAAGCUUCAAAGAGGAUUGACAAGCAUCUAUUGGAUGUGAUUUUCAGGAGGUACAAGUUCAAAGAACACUGCCUAGCAAUUAAGCGGUAUUUGUUGCUUGGCCAAGGUGAUUUUGUGCAGUAUCUAAUGGACAUUGUUGGGCCUGAACUUUCUGAGCCAGCUAAUACUAUAAGCUCCUUCAAACUUUCGGGAUUGCUGGAAACUGCAAUAAGGGCAUCCAAUGCUCAGUAUGAUGAUCCUGACAUUUUGGAUAGGCUCAGGGUUAAAAUGAUGCCGCAUGAAAGUGGUGAUAGGGGUUGGGAUGUAUUUUCACUGGAAUAUGAUGCAAGAGUUCCACUGGAUACUGUGUUCACGGAGUCUGUGAUGGCAAGGUAUUUGAGAAUUUUUAACUUUCUGUGGAAGCUUAGAAGAGUGGAACAUGCGCUUACCGGUGCCUGGAAGACCAUGAAACCAAAUUGCAUUACUUCUAAUUCCUUUACCAGAUUGCAACAUGCAGUAAAGAUGCAGUUAGUUUCAACAUUGAGGCGCUGCCAGGUUCUUUGGGUUGAAAUUAAUCACUUCAUUUCCAACUUGCAAUAUUAUAUAAUGUUUGAAGUCUUGGAGAUAUCAUGGUCAAACUUUUUAAGUGAGAUGGAAGUAGCCAAGGAUCUUGAUGAUCUACUUGCAGCUCAUGAGAAAUAUCUGCAUUCCAUUGUGGAGAAGUCUCUCCUGGGAGAGCUAUCCCAGUCCCUUUAUAAGUCACUAUUUGUAAUUUUUGAUCUUAUAUUACGUUUUCGGAGCCGCGCAGAUCGGCUGUAUGAAGGUAUUCAUGAGUUGCAAGCAAGAAUCACAGAAUCCUCCCAAUCCUCUCGAGACCAGAAUAAAUCACGAAAGCAAGUGAAUGAUAAGUCUGUAGAACAAGGAUCCUGGAUUGCUGAGGGGAGGAAAGCCCUAACACAACGAGCUGGGGAAUUUCUUCGAAAUAUGGGACAAGAUCUGGAUGCAAUUGCAAAGGAGUAUUCAUCGUUGCAAGAGGAUUUCAUUUCUCAGUUGCCUGUACAGCAACAUGUUGAUCUGAAGUUUCUCUUUUUCCGUCUUGACUUCAACGAAUUUUAUAGGCGGUUGUGUCCUAGCGUAUAGGAAAUUUGUGAAUAAGGCUGAGGAUCCGGUUGAAGCACUGUCUUUACUAGAAGACAAGGCAUUAAAAGCUUUGCAACUAGCUAACUUCCAUUGUGUGUUUGAGUGGAACUAUUCUAUUGGUGCUAACUUCCUUUGGACCAACCAUUCCAUGGGUCAUUAGUUGACUAUAGGUAUGUUGGAUAUCUUGACUUUCUCAAUUUCUUUUACCUUGUGUUUCCUAUGAAGAAUGUUACCUUCUUCUCUCCAGGUCACUUUUUUUAUUUGCAAGGUUGUUUGUGCGGAUGUGAAGCUAUUGAUAUUCAAUUGGAUGCACGGUGUGAGUAGUACACACGUAAGUAUCUGAAUAUCUAAUGACCUAGUGUUUUCAGCAGGCAACUUCUGCAAGCUGUGCUUUAGGAGAUUGUUCAUCUGUAUCCUAGAUUUUGUAUUGGUUGAAUGAAAAUGGGUGUCUGAAAAUCUAGUUUCUUCAUUCCUGUGUAUUUCUUCUGGUUUACUAUCUCUUCCCACUCCGCAGAUUGCUUGAAUUUUUGCUUUGUGGCAGUAAAAGUAAAGCCACUGGCAAAUCAAGUAUCAAGAUGCUUGCCAUGCAAUUCAAUUAAUUUUAUAUACACAUCUAAGG
Molecule: messenger RNA, 3362 nt
Organism: Abrus precatorius (Indian licorice)
Lineage: Eukaryota; Viridiplantae; Streptophyta; Magnoliopsida; Fabales; Fabaceae
Product: gamma-tubulin complex component 3
Exons: 2
Coding region: 212-2743 (843 amino acids)
Biological process (GO): cytoplasmic microtubule organization; meiotic cell cycle; microtubule nucleation
Cellular component (GO): equatorial microtubule organizing center; centrosome; gamma-tubulin small complex
Molecular function (GO): gamma-tubulin binding; microtubule minus-end binding
Source: RefSeq, a predicted model, not a curated record